AAUAUAAAUAGAUUUGAUUUAAAUCAAUACUUCGAAAAUAAGAAAAAAUUCAUAUCACGGAUAAUACAAACUUGAUCUUUUCCGAGUCCUUUCGUAUGUUGCGAUGUAAAUAUCCGCUAUGGCUGAACAAUCAUCAGAAAAACCACAUGGAUCACCUGUCACGAGAUUUCUUCAGAAUAUUGAUUUAGCGAGAGAGCAAAUAAGAGAUGAAAGUGCAUCUCGACAAGAAGAUGGAGAUUUUGAUGCUGACAGACUAUGGUCUAGAACAGAAAAGGUGUUCAAGUUAAUUUCACACGAAGCAACAAAGAUUUCCUUGGCCUUCUGUGGCAGUCCAUUUCCAUCAGAAAAGGAAAGUGUGUCUUUGUUUGCGUCCGCAGAAAAAGCCACCCUGGCUCUGGUCUCUGUGUAUUAUUCUCUCCCAACAUCACAAGGUCUGAGAUUAAACAAAUCCACAAAGCUGGCGGUGUUGUCCAUUCUUGACAGUUUGAGGGAGCUGGUGUCUGGGAUAGAGGAGGGAUGUCGAGGUAACCAGCAACAACUUCAACAUACAGGCACUGUCUGGCAGGAUGCAGAUAUAUUCUCCACAAUGCCAAAGAAUAAUAAAGAAGCUGUUGUCGAUGAACUGAAAACUUCGUCUCAGUUAAUCGCUGAUGCUUUGGAGGAGCUUGAGGAGGCCAUUGAGGGAGGCGGUUCUCCGGAUGGAUUAUUCGGAUCAGACGAGGAGGAGGAGGGUCCCAAGUGGACAGAAUCCGACAAAGCAGUGGCUAAACCCUGUGUGGGCCUCAUCAAAACCACCAAAGCAUUGCUCAAGAAAACCACAGAGUGUGUGCAGAGCAACGGGCAGACUCAGCAAUCCUCGGAGAUUCAAGAACUGGACCAGCUGGCAGACCUGUCCGAGAGGUUAAGUCCGGCCGUGGAUGACCUAAUUUUGGAUCUGUAUCCUCCAAUGGACAGGAGGAAAGUACAAGACAAGGGGAAAAAUGUGUUCGAGACACAGAAGACAAUUUUAGAGUUUUUAAGAUCAACUCACAUGACUGGAGAAAAUGAACAAACAUGGCUUGAGUUUUUGUUUAAGGCUAAUCUUCAUAAUUACGAGAAAAUCUUCAAAUUCACUAAUGAGGAGGCAAAGACUUAGAUCAUGUUGUUAACUAAUACUUUCAUUUUAAGAAAUAAAAAUGCCAUAUACAUGUAUUUACAUUGCAUUCGAAAGCCUUGGAACCCUGAUUGUGGCCUCACAUUAAGGAAAGUUCUUUUACUGGAAACUACACCAUCACAGGAAGGGAGAUAAUUCAGUGGACUAGAACGGGAUCUGAUCCCAGGCUUCUUCAUUCUCUAGUUAGGUGAGCUCUACCAACUGAGCCAUUUCUGGCCACCGAAGCUCGUCCGACUACCAUGUCCCUCCCUCCUUAAGGAGAUACACUAUACAGGACCUUAAUUCCAUUUAUUUGAACAACUUGAGUCUCUUAGUACUCGGAUGCUUUGUGGCAAGUUUUGUCAAAAUUCUGGAGAAGUCAUCAAAUAAAUGUGAACAUUUACGGCAUGUUUAUGUGCACUUGCAAAUAGACAGAAUGGAAAACUUUGAUGAGGAUCAAAACUCCACUGGAGUUUUCAACUCGUGACUUAAAAAGACAUUCCACAGAUAAUAUUAAUUAAAGUUCAUCAUGAUUUGAGGUUUAUUUAUUAAAGAAAACAAAUUUAUUGCUACUCUUUGCACAGAAUGAAAUGUUGAAAAACUUUGUA
Ostrea edulis (European flat oyster) is the source of this 1740-nucleotide messenger RNA. RefSeq names its product cyclin-D1-binding protein 1 homolog. The transcript has 10 exons. Gene Ontology annotation, biological process: regulation of cell cycle. The coding region runs from base 119 to 1135 and encodes 338 amino acids. Gene Ontology annotation, cellular component: nucleus. NCBI's taxonomy places the organism in Eukaryota, Metazoa, Mollusca, Bivalvia, Ostreida, Ostreidae. The record is from RefSeq and is a predicted model, not a curated record.